Molecule: messenger RNA, 7085 nt
Organism: Ailuropoda melanoleuca (giant panda)
Lineage: Eukaryota; Metazoa; Chordata; Mammalia; Carnivora; Ursidae
Gene: TAB3
Product: TGF-beta activated kinase 1 (MAP3K7) binding protein 3
Exons: 12
Coding region: 900-3053 (717 amino acids)
Biological process (GO): positive regulation of canonical NF-kappaB signal transduction
Cellular component (GO): extracellular exosome
Molecular function (GO): ubiquitin binding
Source: RefSeq, a predicted model, not a curated record
UGCGGGAGCGUUUGCUCUCAGGCCAGCUCACGCUGCCCUAAUUGACCACUUUUCCUGUGGGCCCCCUCCCCGCCUUCUAGUUACUGUGGGGUUGUGUGUAGGGGGAGCGGGGGAGAGGGGAAGUCUCGCGGAAUCGCCUUCGGCCGUCUCCGGCGGCGCCAUCUUUGUGCCUGGCGAGCGACGGCGCCCGACGGGAGUCCCGAAGUCCGCGGUUCGCUUGCCAAGCUCUAGCCGAGACCGGAUCCAGGAAAUACGAGGCGGGCCUCGGUGGGAGGGACGAACUGAGGGAAGGGAGGGAAGGAAAGGGGGCGGCGGCGGCGGCGGUAGCGGCGGCGGCUCCUCUCACCGGAUCCGGUCCCCGCGCGGCGCGCACCCGAGGGGGGUCGGGCGGGGAAGCGGCGCCGGCCCGGACCCCCUCGCGGGAGCAAGCGGCAGGCGAGAAGGGUAGUGUCUGCAGCCUUUUCUCAAGUUUUUCACCGUGAAUUGCUGUGUGUCAGACUGGACAAGGUAUCUUAGUUGAAGCUUCAUCAUUUGAAAAAUUGGAGAGCAAGGAUGAAAAAAUGAAAGAUGUCCAGUUAACUUCAGAUGUCCAGGCCCUUAUUCAGGAUCCUAAGAAGACUACUGAAAAGAAGGUGCUUUUAGAGCUGGAGAUGUGAAUAAGACUCCUGUGCCAGAGAUCAUAAAUCAUCUGGAGGAUCCCACCGGGAUGACGUUUAGUUGUCAUGUUUCCUUAGGCUGCUCUUGCUGUGACAAUUUCUCAGACUUUCAUUGGUUUGAUGACCUUGUCAGUUGUGAGGAGAACUGAUCAGAAAAUGAAUGUGGUGUUGGAAGAUCAUUACUAUUGGAAGGCCGGUUAGCAUCAAUUUCCUAACAGAUACUUGACCACCAUUUGUUCUGGCAUGGCGCAGAGCAGCCCACAGCUUGAUAUGCAGGUUCUCCAUGACCUCCGACAACGUUUCCCGGAGAUUCCAGAGGGUGUUGUGUCUCAGUGCAUGUUACAGAACAACAACAAUCUUGAAGCCUGUUGCCGAGCCCUUUCCCAGGAGAGUAGCAAAUACUUAUACAUGGAAUACCAUAGUCCAGAUGACAACAGGAUGAAUAGAAAUCGCCUUUUGCAUAUUAAUCUGGGUAUCCAUUCUCCUAGUAGCUACCACCCAGGAGAUGGAGCGCAGCUUAAUGGGGGUCGAACACUGGUACAUAGCUCAAGUGAUGGACACAUAGAUCCACAGCAUGCAGCAAGUAAACAGCUGAUAUGUUUAGUUCAGGAACCACACUCUGCCCCAGCCGUUGUGGCUGCUACUCCGAACUACAAUCCAUUUUUUAUGAAUGAACAGAACAGAAGUGCAGCUACUCCUCCUUCACAGCCACCUCAGCAGCCAGCUUCCAUGCCAACAGGACUGAACCCGUCUGCUAUGCAAGGGCCUUCACCACCACCGCCGCCACCUCCCUCAUACAUGCACAUACCUCGGUAUAGUACCAAUCCGAUUACUGUUACAGUAUCCCCAAACCUCCCUUCUGGACAGACUGUACCAAGAGCUUUACAAAUUCUUCCACAAAUUCCAAGCAAUCUCUAUGGGUCUCCUGGUUCUAUUUAUAUUAGACAGACAUCUCAGAGCUCAUCAGGAAGACAAACUCCUCAGACUACACCAUGGCAGUCCUCACCACAGGGCCCAGUGCCUCAUUACAGCCAACGUCCUUUACCUGUUUAUCCACAUCAACAGAACUAUCAGCCUUCUCAGUAUUCUCCCAAACAACAGCAGAUUCCUCAGCCUGCUUACCAUUCACCACCGCCUUCUCAGUGUCCUUCACCCUUUAGCUCUCCACAGCAUCAAGUGCAACCUUCCCAGCUGGGCCACCCAAGUUCCCACGUCUUUAUGCCACCUAGUCCUUCAACUACUCCACCCCACCCAUAUCAACAAGGACCUCCUAGCUAUCAGAAACAGGGAAGCCAUUCAGUAGCCUAUCUCCCAUAUACAACAUCUAGCUUGCCCAAAGGAUCCAUGAAGAAGAUAGAAAUUACAGUUGAACCCUCUCAAAGACCUGGGACAGCAAUGAACAGGAGUCCUUCACCUAUCAGCAAUCAGCCGUCUCCACGGAAUCAGCACUCAUUGUACACAGCCACCACACCACCGUCAAGCUCUCCUUCAAGAGGAAUAGCCAGUCAACCAAAACCUCCAUUUAGUGUUAAUCCCGUGUAUAUUACGUAUACACAGCCAACUGGACCUUCGUGUGCUCCAUCACCAUCUCCUCGAGUGAUACCAAACCCAACUACAGUUUUUAAAAUUACCGUAGGUCGAGCAACGACUGAAAAUCUUUUAAACUUAGUGGACCAAGAAGAACGUUCUGCAGCCCCAGAACCUAUCCAGCCCAUUUCAGUGGUACCAGGCUCUGGGGGAGAAAAGGGAAGCCAUAAAUACCAGAGGAGUUCUAGUUCUGGAUCAGAUGACUAUGCCUAUACGCAAGCCUUGCUGUUACAUCAGCGAGCAAGGAUGGAGAGGUUAGCAAAGCAGUUGAAACUUGAGAAAGAGGAGCUAGAGCGGUUGAAGGCUGAAGUGAACAGUAUGGAGCAUGACCUGAUGCAGAGACGGCUCAGACGGGUCAGCUGCACGACGGCGAUCCCCACGCCUGAGGAAAUGACAAGAUUGAGAAGCAUGAACAGACAACUCCAGAUAAAUGUUGACUGUACACUGAAAGAAGUUGACCUCCUUCAAUCUAGAGGAAACUUUGAUCCAAAAGCCAUGAAUAAUUUUUAUGACAACAUAGAACCUGGCCCAGUCGUACCACCCAAGCCAUCUAAAAAAGAUUCGUCAGACCCUUGCACAAUUGAGAGGAAAGCCCGAAGAAUUAGCGUGACGUCCAAAGUACAGGCAGACGUCCAUGACACCCAGGCAGCAGCUGCUGAGGAGCAUCUAGCUGGCUCCACACAGAGUCCCCGGACACAAGCCCGCGAUGAAGACUAUGAGGGGGCCCCGUGGAAUUGUGAUAGCUGCACCUUCCUGAACCACCCUGCGCUGAACCGCUGUGAGCAGUGUGAGAUGCCGCGGUACACUUGAACUCCCAAGAGUCCACGUCGACCCGCCGGAGAAACCAGGAGCACCCACUAGAAGAAAAGGAAACCUUGGGAGUCUGUUCUGCCGGGGGAGGAGCAGCACCCCGGAGGGCUUGUGCUCACUCAAGAAAAACAGGGAGUUCUCUUUGUUUCGUGCUUUCGUUUUUUCCUUUCUUAACUCAUUGCAGAGUGCGAUAGAAAGGGAUACUUGAAACUGGGAAAGGAUUCACUCCUGAAAGAAUGUACACAGAGAAGUCAAGAGCUCUUCUGUGGAAUCCCAGUUGUUAAAGUUCCUGCUGAGUGGCCCUUACUUUAUAAACUAGAACUUUAAAUCGUGUGUUACAGUGUAUGCAGACAAACUGUGAAUUCCCAGAGCAGACUUACCUGGUCACAGCUCUCUGGAAAACCAAGGUUCCCCAUGCUUCUUCCCGUUGUUUCCUACUGAAGAGAAGGACAGGAAAAAGCACCCAGAAUAUGACUUUUUUUUUUUUUUUGGGCAAAAUAAUAAGGGUAUUUGUAAUUGCUGCUUUUUUCAGAGGUAAUUUCAAACACACAAACACAGUGGCUUAAAAUGUGAUUUGUAGCAGUCAGGAAUGAGGCAUAUUGUGCCCUUCAUUCAGCAGUACAAGCAGAGGUGAUAAGAUGCCUUUUAGCUGCACGAUAAUUCAUCAAGCUAAAGCAGCACUGGUAACUGAGACCUAACUACGCCGCACAAUCAAUUAGUUUUCAUGUUGCUGCAUGCUCUUAUGAGGCCAUUGGCUUUAAAAAUAACAAGUCCUUACCGAGUACGGUUUUAUGAAUGACCUCCUCGUAAAACUGCGCUUUGCCAAUAGCACAGUGAAUGUAUGCCCAAUGUAAAUCCAUUCCAGAAUCCAUUUGGAAAUUUUGAGCUCAGUUGUGGUUCUGUAAGAAAUGUUUGCAGUCCAUAGGGCCUUUUUUUUUUUUUCCUCCUUCCAAUUUUGUGAUGCAUUCACGAUGUUUACAGCACAGUGUUUUGUGCCAGAUCCUUCCUUAGCUGAAAAAAAAAAGAAAAUCAACAUUAGCUGUUCAGUACAGAUUGAUCUGUGCAUGUUAAUAAACCAGUGUGAAGGAAACUGCAGUUGGCCAAGGUCAUAAAGUUGUACACUGCGUUACUGGGGAGGAAGAGAAGGCUGGUCAAGAAACAGGAUUCAGAGAAAGGUGAACACAAAGGACUUUAAAACUAAGAACUGUUUCAACUUAACAUACUGUAUUCAGAGACAAUACUGAGUUUGUUCACGUAGUUCAGGUGAUACUAAAGCACUCCUUGUUUAUGCAACCCCAGCUUUAGGGUAUGAAGAACUGAAGAGAUAUAAAAUCUUGUGACUCACUAGGGCGCACCACUGGAAAAUUAUUAAUAGGACAUUUAAUUAAGGUCUCUAUCACUGUUGAAUUUCCUUUCUAGCUCAGAAUUGGAUUUUGGAAUCUUCCCGUUAUUUGGGUGAAUAUAAACAGCAAUAAAAUCAGUAGGGCUUCUAAUCCUAAAGGAUUUUACCAGAGGUUUUAACUUGAGGAAUAUCCACUCUCCCAUACUGCGUGCCCUGCUGCGCGCGCGUGCACACACACUCACACUCACACAAACUCUUGAAGCCGUCAUUGUAUUCUACUUUAGAAGUGAUAUCUGGCAGAUCUGGAAAAACAAGCUGCACUUAAUAGUAUAAUGAAACCAAAGGCUUAAUAACCCAUCAUUUUCCAUCAAAAUCAUCUAAUUUCACACUCGACGUACAGCUUUGAAAAGGUGGUUUUUUCCCCCUAGGUGGAAAAUCCCCCCACCCCCAAAACAUCCACUUGUCUCGCAAAAGUAGGCAUGGCUAUGUGAUGACACUGUUAAAACAUCUCUCAUAAAACUGUGGCAAAACUGUGAAAAUAAUGGUGAGAAAACAGAUGGGCUUAAAAGCAUUGACCUGAAAACUGCAUUCUUUAAAGGUUUCUGUGACGCUGGUAUCUGUCAGUCUCCAGUCGCCAUCUCUCAGUCCUGCUAUUCUGUAAUACGCCAAUGCCUUCACCUUUGUAUGGUUUCGUAUCUCUUUAGUGAUGACCAACCCCACUUGGUGUUAAAUAACAAUUUAGGGGCAAAAUAUAUAUACUGCUUGGUGUUCUAGCUAAAGGUUUACCAGUAUUCUUAGAUCUGCUGAAGUGGCAGCAGUUAACUUGGCACUUGUUGGUUGAGAAUGAAAGUAGCAUGUAUGGAAACAGUCAGAUGCUUUAUUAAAACCAUGUAGAUGACUUUACAACUAUUGCAUGAACACACAUCCAGGUUAAUAAGCUGUUCUCAUACAGUAGAUGCAUGGUUCCAGUCCUUUGGUGAUCUAUCUAGUAAAUCAUUGUUUUCACCUGCCAGGAAAAAGCAACCAGUCUGAUAGGUGUAGAGGGUGGGGUAGGAGACAUCAGAGCUGGAUUUUAAAGACGUUUCGUCUGUGUUCAUUUCUGGUUGUGCAGAAGUUUCAUAUGCCAGCAUAGGCUGUAUUAAGUUUUUAAAGUAAGCAAAAUUGUUUUACAUGGACAAAUUUGGUGUGCUUAACUGUGUCCCCUGUAUAUACUUCUUGCCCGUGGCCGCUUUAAGGCUUCCGUCCGCUUUCAAGGUGCCCUUUCAAAAGGAUCUCCUAGUCAGAUGGACGUGCGUGUGCGGCCGGCCUCGCAGUGGGGGACAGGAGGCGGGGGGUGCCCGUCUGCUGCGGUACUCCGGCUCUUCGGGUCCGUUGGUGCACUUCGUGUUUCUAGUAAAAAGUAUCUUUUCUUAAAACAUGACUAGUUUGAUUAUCUGGUAACACAUAGGCCUGACGAUACAUGUUACACUAUUUCAUGGUUUUGUAAACUGGGUUUUUAGAAAGCACAUUCGUUGUUUUGUUAAAAGUACAUCGCCCCUUAACUUUUGGACUAGGUCUGAAGAGUUUCAAGUGGGAGUGGAGGAGCCAGAAACUUUCUAAGCAUUGUCAGAUGUUUGGAAUUGAUAAUGACCUUGUACCCGAGAGCAAAAGGCAGGGGGUUUUAAAGAAACAAAAGAACUGCCUUGUAGAAAAGGUAGUUUUAGAGAAGACAAAGGAUGAUGGGGAAAGUGUUGCUAAUUUGUUUAUUUCCCUGAACGAAAUGGGAAGUGUGAUGAGCAGUUUAGUUUUUAAGGAGCUGGUCUCGAUUUUAGUACUUUCUAAUUAUUAAAAAAAAUAUUGUUUCUGUAAAUUUUGUCAUUGUUUUGUCCCCGUUAUUGAGGGUUCAUAUCCAACUUUCUGUGGCAACUCCGUUUUAUAUAGUAUUUUAAAAGGUAACUGUAAUGUCUUUGACAAUAUAAACAAAAAGCAAGGAUAUAAGGCAUAGAAAAUUUGUCCUUUGAAAUUAUCAGUGAUGUAUCCUGGAAUGUGAAGAAGAUGUUCCUUCAUAGUUAAAUUUGAUUUAAUAUUGUAACCACUGUUCAGACUUUGAAUGAAUCCAUGUUACAGUGUGUGUGUGUGUAUAUUGGUUGAGCAAGAAAAAUGACCAUUGAAAUGUUACUAUAAAAAAUCAGAAUAAAUUGGGCACUGUCUGUUGCACCACUACUGUAUCUUUUUGAAAGAAUUAACAGUAUUUUCUUAUUGUAAAAGUUAAUUCUGAUGAUGUUUUCACAUUCACUAGACCUGCAUUUCUUUUCUUUAUUAUUUGCAUCCCCAAAUAUUUAAUACAAUUAGAUUUUGCAUGGCUUGGGCAUUCAGAGAUUAAUAGGAUGAUGACUCAAUCUUAGUUUCUAAAGCCAUGAAAAGUUGCUUUGAGACUGAACAAUUCUGAAUUUUUAUUUAUAAUGACACCCAAUGUCCAUGUUUCCCUACUGUAAAAGAAUUGAUCAGUUUCUUCAUUAAAACAGCAAGAACUUAUUAAAUCUUGUAAAUACCAUGUUUCUUUUAGAUUUCUGUGUAUGCUGUGAAUCAUUAUUUUGAGGUGAAAUUGUACAAAGGCAUUUUAAAAGGCUAUGCAUGCAUCGUACUUCCAAACAGUACAUAUUCGGAAAGUCAAAGAUUCCUGCAAAAUAAAUUAAUAAACUAAAAGCAAA